GGUAAAAUUUUUAAUUGAUUAAAAAUUUCUUCUUGAUUUUAAUACUUCACAAAACCUUAUCACCUCCCUGAAGUCUUAGCUUAAAUGCCAUUUUCUGGGGCCGGCACCGUGGCUCGCUUGGUUAAUCCUCCGCCUGUGGUGCUGGCAUCCCAUAUAGGCGCCGGGUUCUAGUCUUGGUUGUUCUUCCAGUCCAGCUCUCUGCUGUGGCCCAGGAGGGCAGUGGAGGAUGGCCCAAGUGCUUGGGCCUCUGCAUGGGAGACCAGGAAGAAGCACCUGGCUCCUGGCUUUGGAUCGGCACAGAGCUGGCCAUAGCGGCCAUUUGGGGAGUGAACCAAUGGAAGGAAGACCUUUCUCUUUUUCUCUCACUGUCUAUAACUCUACCUGUCUAAGUAAAUAAAUAAAUAAAAUGCCAUUUUCUUAGUGAGGUCAUCCUGUUUGAAAUUGCAGUCCUCCAAACACUCUUGAUCUCUCUAAUGCUUUUUCUAUAGUCUUUACCAGCUUUUUUUAAAAAAGAUUUUUCUUUCUUUCUUUGAGAAAUAGAAUUAGAGAGAGAGAGAGAGAGAGAGAGAGAAAGAAAGAAAGAGAGAGAGGAAGGUCUUCCACCUGCUGGUUCACUCCCCAAACAGUCACAAUGGCCAGAGCUGAGCUCAAUCCAAAGCCAGGAGUCAGGAACUUCCUCCGGAUCUCCUGCUCAGUUGCAGGGGCCCAAGCAAUUGGGCUGUCUUCCGCUACUUUCCCAGGCCAUAAGCAGAGAGCUGGAUUGGAAGUGAAGCAGCUGGGACAAGAACCCAAGCCCAUAUGGGAUGCUCGCUCCACAGGUGGAGGCUUAGCCUACUAUGCCAACUUCACCAGGUUACUAUGCUACCACUGCUAGUCCCUUUACCAACUUUUUAUAUAUAACUUGUAGAUCUCUUAAGUUUAUUGGCCAUCUUUUCCAUUAGAGUGCUCAAUGAUAGCAGAGGAUUUUUGACUGUUUUUGCUGCUCAUAUUCUUGGACAACACCUUGAACACAUAGGUGCUCAACAGUAUUUAUUGAAUGAGUUUAUUUACUUAAAAGAAGGAAGUGUAUAUUUUAAGUUAAGUAUCACUCCUUUUUUUCUUCAUGUGGACAAUUCUUGUCAGUUAGUUUUCUAAGGAGUCUCACUUUUUCUCAGUUUCAAUAUAUCCACAUUAUCCAGAAAAAUUAAAUAUUAGCUCAUGAUGUUAUGUAACAAAUGACCCGAAUUUUUGCCACUUGAAGUCAAUCUGAACUCCAGCUUUAGGUGGAUGGUUCUGGGUGAGACAUGUCACCAGUGUCCUCCAGAUGAUCCCUUUCCUCAUCUGGAAGUCCUUCUGGUAAGCCUCUCAAGGUUUAGGUCUGACCUGGGCAAACUCAGGUUAAUCUGAUUGUUUAUCUGUGUUUUGGGAUGCAUUUACCUUAGUCUGUCUCUAACUGAUACUGCUCCUAUUCUUGAAACUUCUUUAGUAAAGACAUUUCACAAGCUAUUUUUACUUUUUUCACCAGGUACAAUUUAUAGUUUCUUUUAAAAAUAAUGUGAAGUGGUAAAAAAUCCCCACAGGUCCUUUGUGAAAGUGUUAAUUGUAGCUUUUUACACAAUAGCAAUUUACAUAGCUGUAGUAUCUUCUAUGUUUACAUGAUAUUUAGCAUUUCAAAGUUCUUCAAUAAAAGUGAUUUUGUUUCACUACCUCCCCUCCCCCCAAAAAUAAUCCCUAUGAAACACAGAGAAUAUGGUUUGUUAUAUUUAUUUUACAGAGGAGAAUUGAGGCAUGAAAAGUUGAGACUUAGUCUAGAUUAUAAGUCUAGGUAGUAGUAGAGAGGCCAUGUACUGCGUGUGUUGUUUAUUUGCCUGUCUUUAGUCACUUUAACCUUCUCUCCAAUCAUCUUAUUUUGACCUUUCUUAAUAGAGUCUAUGAAAAUAACCACAAAUGAUUUAGAACUAAAUUUUUUUAAAAAUUAAUUUUACCUUAUCUACUCUUCUACUUCUCAGUGAAUUUUCUUUUAGCUUUUCAUGGUUCUUCUUCAUUUUCUAUAGUCGUCAUCUUUUCCUUCAGUCUGACUGAGAACAUGAGCAAUUUGUAAAACCAUUGGCUUCUGUGUCUGUUGUUUUGACUUUUAGCUAGUUGUUCAUUUCAUACCUCAGGAUGUGACUAAGUAAGUCCUGUUCAUUAUAGCAGAUAUGGAGCAGACUGGUAAGGGUUUGCUAGGAUGGGGACUGCCUUGGAAGAAAGUUAAUACAUCAGACAAAAUAUAUUAACUAAAAGACCAGUAGACAGUGGACACAAUAAAAAUCUGUUGUGGAAGGGAGAGAUAAAAUAGGAGAUUAAAGUGUUUCAUAAGAUGGACCAAUCAACCAACCAAAGAAACAAAAACCUAAAACAAAAACUAAAAACGCAGAAACAACAAUCCUCUCAAGUGGCACUUAGAGAUUUAGCACACAAAAAUCUAAAGACCAUAGAUACCAAGUGGCAUGAAAGGACAGAUUCCAGCUUCUGGAUAGUGUGUGUGUGGAGAAUUACCAAGGCCAUGGAGGAAUCAUGGCUUUAGAUGGACUAGUAUACUAACAUACAAGGAAAACAAGGGAAAAUUUUAGUUAUUGGAAUCAAGGCAAAAGGUCAAGGUCAAGCUAGUAAUGAGUAAAUAAUUUCAUUCUGGGUCCCAAAGGACCUCUUUUAUAUGAGGUCAGAAAUGGUCCUGGAGCUGUUGUUCUCAAAUUUUAAAUGUAGUUAAGAAUCACCUGUUGUGCUUAGGGUUUCUGAAGAGAGGCUUAGGUGUGUAUACUUUUUACAAGCAUUAUUCUGAUGCAAGUACUUAUAGAUCACAUUUGUAGAAAAGAGAUAUAAGGCCUAUGAUGGCAUUUUUUGUAGGAUAAGGGACCAAGUGACAGCAACUAUUGAGACAAGAAGCAUUUGGAAAAAAUCUUUUGUGCUCAGGGCUGAUUUGUAUUUAUCUGCAUGUAAGAAAGCAAUAAUCAUAGGCUGCUAUGCUCAGGACUGGUGUGCUGGAAGCCUACUGGGUGUUUCUUUCCAUGUAUCUUGUUGGCAGUGUUUAUGACCUGAGUGCUUUUGUUACAUGUAGCAAAUAUUUAUAGCUUUUAGUGUAAAAAAAUCAGGCUAAUUUUUCGUUUGUGGCUAUUCUAAACUGUCCCUCAUUUUUACUUUCCAUUUGUUACCUACAUUAUUAAAUUUCCUCUUUCCUUUCCAUUUUCAUAAAUUGAUUAGCAUGUGUUGAGAAGACUGCUGUAAUGCUAAGGGUUAACCAGAAGAGAAUUACAAAUGAACUAUCUAGAAAGUUGAUUAUUAAUCCAGCUAGAGAAGAAAUAUCCUUUUACUUAGCAAGAAUGAGUAUCUGAAGCGCUGAUAAUAUUGUUCAAGCAGUGGGGUGGAAUGGCAGAGCUUGAAGAAUGUCUUCCAAGCAAGCCACCUCUCCAUUUGCCUGUGCAGCUGAUGGAGAGGAAGCGAUGACCCAGGAUUUGACCUCAAGGGAAAAGGAAGAGGGUAGUGAUCAACAUGUGGCCUCCCAUCUGCCUCUGCACCCCAUAAUGCACAACAAACCUCACUCUGAGGAGCUACCAACAAUUGUCAAUACCAUUCAACAAGAUGCUGACUGGGACAGCGUUCUGUCAUCUCAGCAAAGGAUGGAGUCAGAGAAUAAUAAGUUAUGUUCCCUAUAUUCCCUCCGAAAUACCUCUACCUCACCACAUAAGCCUGACGAGGGGAGUCGGGACCGCGAGAUAAUGACCAGUGUUACUUUUGGAACUCCAGAGCGCCGCAAAGGGAGUCUGGCCGAUGUGGUGGACACACUGAAGCAGAAGAAGCUUGAGGAAAUGACUCGGACUGAACAAGAGGAUUCUUCCUGCAUGGAAAAACUACUUUCAAAAGAUUGGAAGGAAAAAAUGGAAAGACUAAAUACCAGUGAACUUCUUGGAGAAAUUAAAGGUACACCUGAGAGCCUGGCUGAAAAAGAGCGGCAGCUCUCUACCAUGAUCACCCAGCUGAUCAGUUUACGGGAGCAGCUCCUGGCAGCGCACGACGAACAGAAAAAACUGGCAGCCUCACAAAUUGAGAAACAACGGCAGCAAAUGGACCUUGCUCGCCAACAGCAAGAACAGAUUGCAAGACAACAGCAGCAACUUCUGCAACAGCAGCACAAAAUCAAUCUCCUGCAGCAACAGAUCCAGCAGGUUCAGGGUCACAUGCCUCCGCUCAUGAUCCCAAUUUUUCCACAUGACCAGCGGACCCUGGCAGCAGCUGCUGCUGCCCAACAGGGAUUCCUCUUUCCCCCUGGAAUAACAUACAAACCAGGUGAUAACUACCCCGUACAGUUCAUUCCAUCAACAAUGGCAGCUGCUGCUGCUUCUGGACUCAGCCCUUUACAGCUCCAGAAGGGUCAUGUCUCCCACCCACAAAUUAACCCAAGGCUAAAGGGCCUAAGUGACCGUUUUGGCAGGAAUUUGGACACCUUUGAACAUGGUGGUGGCCACUCUUACAACCACAAACAGAUUGAGCAACUCUAUGCCGCUCAGCUGGCCAGCAUGCAGGUGUCACCUGGAGCAAAGAUGCCGUCAACUCCACAGCCACCAAACACAGCAGGGCCAGUCUCACCUACUGGGAUAAAAAAUGAAAAGAGAGGGACCAGCCCUGUAACUCAAGUUAAGGAUGAAGCUGCAGCACAGCCGCUGAAUCUCUCAUCCCGACCCAAGACAGCAGAGCCCGUAAAGUCCCCAACAUCUCCCACCCAGAGCCUCUUCCCAGCCAGCAAAACCAGCCCUGUCAAUCUGCCAAACAAAAGCAGCAUCCCCAGCCCCAUUGGAGGAAACUUGGGAAGAGGAUCCUCUUUAGAUAUUCUAUCCAGUCUCAACUCCCCCGCCCUGUUUGGGGAUCAGGAUACAGUGAUGAAAGCCAUUCAGGAGGCUCGGAAGAUGCGAGAACAGAUCCAGCGGGAGCAACAGCAGCAGCAGCCGCAUGGUGUUGAUGGGAAGCUGUCUUCCAUGAAUAAUAUGGGGCUGAACAACUGCAGGAGUGAAAAGGAAAGAACACGUUUUGAAAAUUUGGGGCCCCAGUUGACAGGAAAGUCCAGUGAAGACGGAAAGCUGGGCCCCGGUGUCAUCGACCUCACUCGGCCGGAAGAUGCAGAGGGAAGUAAAGCAAUGAAUGGCUCUGCAGCUAAACUACAGCAGUAUUAUUGUUGGCCAACAGGAGGUGCCACUGUGGCUGAAGCCCGAGUCUACAGGGAUGCCCGCGGCCGUGCCAGCAGCGAGCCACACAUCAAGCGACCAAUGAAUGCAUUCAUGGUUUGGGCGAAGGAUGAGAGGAGGAAAAUCCUUCAGGCCUUCCCCGACAUGCAUAACUCCAACAUUAGCAAAAUCUUAGGAUCUCGCUGGAAAUCCAUGUCCAACCAGGAGAAGCAACCAUACUACGAAGAGCAGGCCCGGCUAAGCAAGAUCCACUUAGAGAAGUACCCAAACUACAAAUACAAACCCCGACCGAAGCGCACCUGCAUUGUGGACGGCAAGAAGCUCCGGAUUGGGGAGUACAAGCAACUGAUGAGGUCUCGGAGACAGGAGAUGAGGCAGUUUUUCACCGUGGGGCAGCAGCCUCAGAUUCCCAUCACCACAGGAACAGGUGUUGUGUAUCCUGGUGCUAUUACUAUGGCAACUACCACCCCGUCACCUCAGAUGACAUCUGACUGCUCUAGCACCUCCGCCAGCCCAGAGCCCAGCCUCCCGGUCAUCCAGAGCACUUAUGGUAUGAAGACAGACGGCGGAAGCCUAGCUGGAAACGAGAUGAUUAACGGAGAGGAUGAAAUGGAGAUGUAUGACGACUAUGAAGAUGACCCCAAAUCAGACUAUAGCAGUGAAAAUGAAGCCCCGGAGGCUGUCAGUGCCAACUGAGGAGUGUCUGUUUGCUGAAUUAAAAUACUCUGACAUUUCACCCCCCUCCCCCAACAAAAAGUUCUUAAAGAGCCCGCAUGCAUUUGUGGCUCCACAAUUACAUCAGCAGAAUGGUCUUAAUUGUUUCCUAAAGUGUGAGACAGAUUAAGUUUUCCCUGAUUUUUCAUGAACUUGAGUUUUUUGUCGUUAUUGUUAUUGUUGUUGUUGUUGUUUUUUUAAUUUAGGUGAAGACAUAUUAAAUAUGAGACACCAGGACUUGAAAACUUAUCUCAACCCAUAGCUGUCUUACAAGUCUUAUAUUUUUGUCUUACUUUUUUUUUUUCUUUUGGAUGUUGAUAAAGGUUUAAGUUACUGUUUUAGAUGGGGUUAAACAUUCUCACUCAGGUAUGCUGUGCCGGCCUACAGGUUGUGAAUGUGUUUUUAUUCUGAGUUAUUUUAGCAAACAACUGAGGAUUUCAUAUUGUGAAACAGGACAAGUCCACAGCGUGUGCAGCUGCAUGUAGAGUAUAUUCAAAAGGCCUCGGAAUUCCAUUUUUCCAUGUGUAGAGUUCAACUUUGAAUGUGCCAAACUUUUUCCUAACUUUUGAAUCUUAAUAUUUUGAAAGUCUUAAAUGAGACACUGCAAAGUCUUAGACAAUCUUUGGCAUCUGAAAGUAAAAUAGCAAACCACACAUUUUUUUUUCCAGAAAAUGGUGAAGUACUCAGGAAUCUGGAGACACGAUAUUGUAAGGGAUGAACAAGGUUGCCACAGUGCAUGCACCCAAUUGUGUUUGCCUCUUGACGUGCCAUGAGGGCGUGACGUGGUCUGACAGACACACACCAGAGUGAUCGCCACACCAGAUACCGGCACAAUGGUCUCCUCUGCCUGAGACCGCCGCUCACUACAUCCAUUAUCCCUUUGCCUUUAACCCUGACAUUCAGUCUUAACACAUUUUCUCUCUUAAAUAAUUUAUUCAUUCCAGAAUGUCAAGGGUCCACUUACUAUUUAUUAAAAAAAAUUGUUGGUGGCAUUAAUUUAAUAAUUCUUGUUUUUCACCCUCCUUCCCCAAAGAACUUUUCAGCCCUUUUCGCCUCCUUCUCUUGCUAGAUACGAAAGAUGUACAUAGUGAUUUUAUGUCCCCAGAGUAUCUGGAAGCAUUUCUGAAACAAGAUACUAUUAGAUGCCCACAUUAUUGUUCUGAAAAACGAGUGUCUAUCUGGCUGCAGGGCUGUGCAUGUGGAUGUCCCUGGGGUUCCCUGUGACUGAAUCCUUUGCCGGAAUUUUCCCCUAACUCAGUUCAAGAUCAAGUGGUAGCAUCUGCAUCCGCAGCAUUUCCCCUGCAUUUUGCUCAGCAGCAAGGGUCAACCGUGGUGACCGCCAGGCAGGCCUCCUGCAGCCAAAUUGAAGCCCAAGGCUUGUGGGCCACGUAGACGUCUACAGUGAAGCUGUCAUGGGCUGGCACCUUUCCAUUGAGUUGCCUUGGGCUGGCACAUCCAGGAAGUCCUUAGGAAAAUCCCCAGCAUGCAAGAAGACGCAUGACCACCUCAAAGCAAAAAUAGAGGCAGUUAGUCAGGAUACAACCAGGGAAUGAAAGAAAAUCAUAGGGCAGGAGAAGCAGGAGAAAUACAUUCCCUAUACGGGAUGUUCCUAUUGUUAACUCCGGGGAACAGACAGCUCGCGGGACAGCAGGCACUCCUCUGGCUGGCUCCCUGUAUCUGUGGCUGCAUAUGGGGUGUGCUCACGUGUGAACAACAUGAACCACACUUGUCACUCAAGGAUUCCUCUGGAGAUGUGCCACUGGGCUGGGACGCAGGGAGGUUUCGUUCCCUCUUUAACUUCAGGGAGCUCUGCUAUGCCAUUUUGACCUUCCUGAAACCUGGGCUGGUUGCCGUGGGGGCCCUCGCCCGCAGCGCUUCAGUGGAGGAGUGUCAGAGAGUGGGACAGUGCACCCAUGGGACAACCCAGACUCUCAUCACCAGGACAUAGGAAUGGCCCCAUCAGAUUUCUUGAGCCAUUUUGUCACUUGGAAGAAAAUAGUAUACUUCAUAUUUAUUUAAAGAGUGCUCAAGGCCAUACCUAAUAGCAAUAAAUAGGUCUAGCCAAGAUAGUACCAGCUAUGUCAUUAGCUGGGAGAGCUCUCUAUAAGCUGUUCAAGGUACUGAUAGGAAUGUUUUGUUCUUAAUGUUGACUGGGGAUUGGAACUUUGGUUUUGUACAUUUAUUUCAAAUGAGGAGGAGGUCAUUUUUCUAAAAAAAUUCGUAUUUAUUAUUGUCUUACUGAUUUCUUUGAUUAUAUACCUCUCCUCCUCAAAUUCAUUCUCAUGUUUUUUCUCCUCUUUGGCUUGUGCUCUCUCUCCUUUUUUUUUUUUUUUUUAUUUUGUAGCAUAGGUAGAGUGCUGUAUGGCUAACAUUGUAUUGUAUGUAAUUAAUUUUGCACAAAGGCGAACAUUUAGCAUAGUAGGUUAAUUUUGUUUGUUUUUAUGACCAUGCCAAAAUAAUAUUCUGGGCUGGUGGAGAACAAAGGACUGUUCUUUAGGAAUGAAACUUGAUUUUGCUUGUAGUAAGAAAAAAAAAAAAACAAACAAAAAACACACACACUCACAGAUGUUUCGUAAGUGUUAUAAGCACUGGAUAUAAAUGGUAUUUUUUAUCACUUCUGACUAAUGUGAAACUGUUGUACGAAAACUACAUGAACAAAAGUCAUCUGUUUCGACUCGUGUGGGCUUGCCUCACAGUUGCCGGAUUUGAGUCAUUUUUAUGUCUUGUUAUUUCAUUUAUUUAUGCAAAAUACAUGUGUGUAUGAACACUUUGUUUUAGCUCCAGCUCUGCCUCGGUACUGGGGUGCAGUUACUUCUAGCCAUGUUGUUAAACAUGAACGGUGAUUCAGGAAUGAUCUGACCGUAAAAGUCUCUUCCAUUGGAUUACACAGUGAUGCUGUAUUUGGAUCUAAAUUUUGUGCAUAAGCAGUUUAUUCUAUUUAUUAGCCAAGUUUGGCUCUAAAUAUCCAUGGAAAUCAAGAAUGACAAUCAUAGGGAUCACUUCAUUUUGUUUUCGGUGGGGCUUAAACAAAGUUUUUAUGACUUUACCAUCUCAUUUUAGAUUUUUCUAAUGGUGUAAAUAUAACAUAGAAAUAGAAUUUAUUUUUGGCUCAUGAAUACUUAGUGAGUUGUAAGUUAUGUAUUUCCUUUUUGUUCUCUGUCCAUAUAUGUUGGUCCAAACUACAGCUGAUGGGUCGGUGUACUUCACAGCAAUAGCGAAUUAUCAGCCACAGCGAGAGAGCUGUUCAGCCUGUAGCUGGGACAACAGACCGCUUCCCUGGGGUUCUCCUGCAGUUUAGAACCCACUGUCCACAGAUUCAGACUUUUCCCUUUUUAUACGUACACAGUUGAUGAAUUGAACACCAGAAAUUCCCAGCACAGCUAGGAGAGAGUCGAUGUGCUUUGUGAAUCCACAUAAAUCUUCUACAAUAAUUCUGUGACCCUUUAAUAGCAAUAAGCAUGAAUGUCGUCGUCAAGGCAAAAAUCUGCCUCUUGAGAUGGGCCAUGAAUACAAGUCCCACCCCGCCAGGUAGAUUAAAAAAAAAACAACAACUACGCAACCUUUUUCCAGUGCUCCCUAUAUCGUGGUACUUUUAAAUCCAAUGUCCAGACUGUGUCCACUUUGUUACAGAACUCACAGGAUCAGGGUUUUUCUUGUCACUUAGUUUAGGGACACUGGCAGACAAUCGUGUCCUAAAAGGGUGGGCCAUAUGGGAUAGAAAGGCAAGAAAGAAGGAGGGGAGGAGGGAAGGAAGGAAGGGCGAGAGAGAAAAGUCCUCCAUGCAGCCGCAGGCAGUGGGCCGGCACUGUGAGUGUCCCCUUGGCAAGUGUGCAGCAACUUUGUUCUUUGCACACGCACCCACUUGGCCUUCCAGGAGCACACAUCAGUCUGCUUCGUUUGGGAUCUGAUACUCUGCAGUCUGGUCCUCAGGCCGGAUUUGAUUUGCCAACGUCCCGACUCGCCGGCCAAGUUCUAAAUUCAGGUGUGGGCUCAGCGUGCUAUUGAGCUGGCCCAAUGCUGGCCUCCCCUGAACAUCAGCCCCCCGGGAGCCUGGGGUGUUUGAACAAGGAGUGAUCAGACAAGUGCAAGGCUGCUUGCUUUCGCUCCUGAAGCCAGGCUGCUGCUUCCGUGCACGCCCGCCCCGGGGCCAGGAGCACAGGCACAGCCUGCAUGCAGGGACUGCAGGAAGCCCAUCUCCCCUCAGGAGAAAGGCAGCCUGGGCACCUGCCUCAGCCAGCUCACUUUGCAAAGAGUCCACCUCUACCAACUCAUUAGGGAACGGAAAAAGAAUCACUUAGCAGAUUUAAAACCGGAUGAGGAGUCCUGCACCAAGUGCCAACAACUGCAUAGACAUGCAGUGAGAGGAAUGUAUUGAGAUUAUUCCUGGGUCUUCCUUUUAGUGAGAAAAUGGCAAACAUGGUUGCUGGAGGCUUGCCUGAUUUUGUACACGCUGGUCUGAGGAUCGAGUUGGCACUUCGGCUCACCUCUCAAAGUGUAAUAGUAAUAAUAAUAAUAAUGUAUGACCUCAUUUGUCCUUUGACAAAAGCACUUGCAUCAUUUCCUUAGGUCAUCUGCCCUCUGACAUGUGUGCUUCCUUAAUAAACAGCUUGUGUCUGUUAUUCCUGCCGACAAUGUUGUGUUUCUGAUGCCAUAUCCAAUUGAGCGUGCCCCUGGGCGAGUAUCAUUGAAAAUGUUGAUAUGCAAACUCAUUUGCUAUUCAUCCCCAUCCUGUCUUGUCUUUGGGGUGGGGGACAGAUUGCUUUCCAAAAGCUCACGAACAAGUACUUGGAAUGCCUGGUCCCCUCGGGGCAGAGGUGGGGGGGGUGGGGUAGGGACAGGAAGGUAAGGCUUUAGCGCUGAUGCUCUUCCCAUCGUGUCCGUGGCAGUCUGAAAGGUUGAAGGCAACUCAGUGACAUUGCUUGCUCAAGUAGUUUCUCAUUCCUGAAGAACCACAAGCAGAAAGCGAGGCCUCCGUGCUGGUGGUCUUGGAGUAUGGGGAAUGUGCAAAUAUGUAACUGUUCUGUAUGCUGCACAUUGCAGGUCUGCUCGUGUGCAUUCUCCGUGUGUCUUCCUUUGUCAUAUGUGUUUUUGCUUUCUUGGAAGUGCAGUCUUUAUUGUACCCUUUUCCACUGGUAGCAAAUUAGAAUGCUUAGCAUUUAUGUUCAUUCAUUAUUGUAUUUGCCAUGUAAAAUUUUUAUUACCUUAGACAAGCUUAUAAGCUGUUACUACAUAACUUAUCUUACUGUAACUCUUUUAUUUCCCGACAUUGUAAUUUGUUUGUGAUGUAUAUUGUGAGAUUGUAUUCUAUGUUAAUUUAAUCAGCACAAUUCACUGACAUGCUGGACAGACAUGCUGGCUGCUGUUUCAAAGUGUAAAGUUUGAGUAGGGCUGUCGGGACAACUGCGACUGUUGCCCAGGUACUGUGCUUUGGUUCCUAUAGCAACUCUGUGGGUGUGAGCCUUGAGAAGCUAAGGGCAUUUAAUACACCCUCGAGCAAAUUUUAAUUGCAGAUUUUCUUUGUAGAAAUUCUAUGUAUAACGCAGGUACCUACUUGGCCCAUGGCUGGUAACUAUUUGGGCAAUUUAGAAAAAAAAAACCAUAAAAACUAGUGUCUAUUGCUGCUUUGAAUAUGUUUGAAAGUCUGAAAAUGUAAAUAGUUUAUCAAAAAAAAAUCUUGUACAGUCCAGUGUAAAGUUUUUAAAUGACCUUAAGGGUUGCCAUCAUAUCUUUCUCACUCUCCUCUUGAUAAUGAAAAAAAAAAAGUUUGCUAAGGAUUCAAGAAAUGGAAAAAAAAAAGCAAAUUUAAAGGAAUGAAUCGUUGUUCUUAGCUUUGUGACAUACACAAAUUCUUGGAUUUCGUUGUGCAGUAUUGACGUGAGAUAAAACCCAACAUUGGAUCAUCUCUCAGUGGUACUUUUCAGUCUCCCCUCCUCUGCCUCAUAAUUAAAGGAAAAGACAAAAAUUGAAAGACACACUGUCUUGACCUGGUGGAUGUUGGCACCUUAGCUACUUUUUUUUUUUUCCUUUUUGCACAAGGUGCUUUCCUGAAAUGUUGAGCCUGCCAUCCUUGGGUGAUAAUGUGUAUGCCAUGAUGGGGCGUGGGCCCCACGGGGGAGUGUCUAUAAGAACUGCCUAUUUAUGCUCAUUUACCUCAAGACUGUCCUCUCUACCCUAAUCUAGUUGUCAUCACUCCAUCUUUUGUACUGCUGUUGACACUUACAAAUUAAAGAUAAAUUUUGUUUUAUGA
Messenger RNA from Oryctolagus cuniculus (rabbit), 12156 nucleotides. Lineage: Eukaryota; Metazoa; Chordata; Mammalia; Lagomorpha; Leporidae. The record is from RefSeq and is a predicted model, not a curated record.